Trachemys scripta elegans is the source of this 1470-nucleotide messenger RNA. Its product is annotated as zinc finger protein 501-like. The transcript has 3 exons. Gene Ontology annotation, biological process: regulation of DNA-templated transcription. Gene Ontology annotation, molecular function: RNA polymerase II cis-regulatory region sequence-specific DNA binding; DNA-binding transcription factor activity, RNA polymerase II-specific. The coding region runs from base 163 to 1335 and encodes 390 amino acids. NCBI's taxonomy places the organism in Eukaryota, Metazoa, Chordata, Testudines, Emydidae. The record is from RefSeq and is a predicted model, not a curated record.
GGGGACGCCUGGGGCGUUGCCAUGGGGACGGGCGGCGCUCAGGACGCUCAGCAAGGCUGCCCCAGCCUGCCGUGUCAGGGAGUCUCCUAGCUACUGCUCGGGGAGCUGGGGCGCUCUGCUUUCUGCUGUUCCCAUGCGGCGCUGUAACGCCCAGCUGCAGCCAUGCGCCGGAGAGGCCACGUCAGUGCACGCAAGAAACGCGCAGCGCGACACCACUACUACGAGCUGUCCAAGGAGAGAGUGAGAGCAGCCAAGGCUCUGGCAGCUACUGCAGAGCAGCCAGUCAAAGACAAGCCAUCGGAGGAGGCGUUCGACAUGUGCUGGCUCCCUCUGCCUGGGGAGGUGAAGGCGGAGCAGGACUAUGAGUGCACGAGGCGUGGGGAGAGCUUCCACCAGCGGGCCGAGCGGCUGGCCCACAAGAAGACCCAGGAGCAGAAAGUGCUGUUGAUUUGCACGGAGUGUGGCCGGAGCUUCUCCUGCCCCAACAGCUUCAUGCUGCACCAGCGCGUGCACAGCGGGGAGACGCUGCAGAAGCCCUACGUCUGCCCGCAGUGUGGCCGCACCUUCAGCUACAAGACCAGCCUGGGGGUGCACCUGCGUGCCCACACGGGCGAGCGCCCCUUCAUGUGUCCCUCCUGCAGGAAGAGCUUCAAGAAUAAGACCUACCUGGUGGUGCACCAGCGCGUGCAUACCGGCGUGCGGCCGUACGCGUGCGCCGAGUGCAGCAAGAGUUUCCUGCAGAAGCGAGACCUGAUGGUGCACCAGCGCGUGCACAGCAAGGAGAGCCCCUUCCUCUGCUCCGAGUGCGGCCGGCGCUUCCGCUACAAGUCGAGCCUGGCCAUCCAUCAGCGCACGCACACGGGCGAGCGCCCCUUCCCCUGCUCCGAGUGCGGCCGGCAUUUCAAGUACAAGACCAACCUACUGAUCCACCAGCGCGUGCACACUGGCGAGCGCCCCUACCCCUGCCCGCAGUGCAGCAAGAGCUUCACCUGCAGCACCAACCUCAUCAUGCACCAGAUCACCCACGACAGGCUGGGCGCCCGGCAGCAGGAGGGGCCACGGGUGCCGCCGGCAGCCAGGCGGCGGGAGAGGGAGAGAGCCCGCACGGCCGACCAGCCCUUCGUGUGUGCCGAGUGUGGCAAAGGAUUCAAGAAGCACGGCUUCCUUAUCAUCCACCAGCGGACCCAUUGCCCAGCGCCUGCCGGAGCUAGCGCAGAGCAGGCAGCCGGGCCAGGGAAAGCCACGUGCCCCCCGCCACACCCAGCCCUUGCUCUGGCCAGGGAGUGGCUUGGAGCACAGGGCACCAAGGGAGCGUCUGACCACGCGACGUGCUAGCCACAGCGGUGGGCUGGGCCUGCCUGCUGUGUGCUCUACUGCAGGCUGGUGUGACUGGGCCCAGCCUCUCCCUGAGCCUUGGGCAUUGUGCCCCACACUAACUUCAGUGUGCUCUGAAAUAAACCGUUCCCCACA